Bombina bombina (fire-bellied toad) is the source of this 1484-nucleotide messenger RNA. RefSeq lists its product as uncharacterized. NCBI's taxonomy places the organism in Eukaryota, Metazoa, Chordata, Amphibia, Anura, Bombinatoridae. The coding region runs from base 452 to 1483 and encodes 343 amino acids. The transcript has 4 exons. The record is from RefSeq and is a predicted model, not a curated record.
GAAAGGUGAGGGUUUGAUUGUAUCAGGGCCGAUUGAAAUACCUCAGGCAGUUCCAGAACAGUUACAUAAUGUUUCUAAGUCGGCUCAUUUUUUAAGACCUUGCAAUAAUACGGAAAAUCAGGCUUAUCGGGUGUUAGACGAGAGGGUUGAAAGGCCUGAAGCCAGCGAUAGUCAUCAUGAUACCGAGGUUGAUAACGGUGUGGUAGAAUUAGAUUUAUAUUUAGAUUCUUCUGAGGAGGAUUUUAUUCCUCCUUCUCCCAAUGUAGUUAACACUAUUAGCCAGUUUAAUACGUCAGUCAGGGUCACGGGUGAUCCAGUUUUAAAGGGCGAGUUAAGAAAUUUGAGGGAUAGGAAUGUUGAAGUAAUUAAAAAUUUACCUGUCACUAAUGAUGUUUUUCUUUUAGAUGGGAAUGAAACUGGGUCACGGCCUGAGAAUUCCCAGGGUCUUUUAAUGGUGGGAAAUGACGGCCUAAGUGGGGAGGCUUAUGGCCUUCAGGAAUCUUGGACGGAAAAUAUCAGGCUGGAUAUUGAGGACGGCGUUCCAGGGGUGGAACGUUUUAAUGCAAAGGGAGAAGAAACAAGGACGGAAAAAGGGCAGCAAUUAAUGACUAACACGGAUCCCAGGGCUACUGGUUUCCAGAAUACAGAGAAGGUUACGGCUGCAUCUCAAAGGAUUCAGUCUGCAGUGCCUCAGGACCCGAGUACAGUGGUCUCGCUUUCGAGAGUUGGCGCCUCAGGCGGACGUAGUUGGAGCGACGUUUCCCGUCCAACUUUGGAAGCUUGGGACGGAGGAUUGGCUGAAUUAAUUAAAAAAUCUUUGGCUCCAGGUGUAAAGAUCGUAUGGGUGAUGGGGCAUUCGUUUAUAUACUGGGCCAAUGCUGAGGCCAGUAAGAAAAUGGGCGGCCUUCAGCUUGGGUGUCCUGUGGAUCAAUGGGAGGUCAAAUGGUUUGGGAUUAGGGGGAUGUGCUGGGAACUCUUUUUUCCGUUGUUUCUAGAUUUUGGCAGAAUGUUUCCUCGUCCUCAGGUUUUGAUAGUGCAUUUGGGGGGAAAUGAUUUAGGUAUGAUUCCUCAAAAGGAACUAGUUAGAAGAAUCAAAAGAGAUCUGGGCAACAUAAAGGAACUUCAUCCUGAAAUCAAAAUAAUUUGGUCACAGAUUACUCCUAGGUUGGUUUGGAGAUCAGCGAGGGAUUAUGAUAGGCUAGAAAAGAGUCGUAAAAAAAUUAACAAAAUAAUUAGCUCUUUUGUUAAGAGGUUGGGGGGAGGCGUAGUUUUCCACCCAGAUUUUGAAGUAGAUGGAGCUGAGGAAUUUUAUUUAAAAGAUGGUGUUCAUUUUAACCAAUUUGGGCUGCAGCUAUUUAUUUUCGAUAUAAAAGAAGCUUUGGGAAAAAUAUUGGGUUUGGCGGGACUGGGCUGUUCGGUCAGUCCAGUCGGUGGCGGGGGUGCUAGUUCCCAGACAAAUAUGGUACGCAAUAUGGCCAAGUGAU